Molecule: messenger RNA, 574 nt
Organism: Plasmodium cynomolgi strain B
Lineage: Eukaryota; Apicomplexa; Aconoidasida; Haemosporida; Plasmodiidae
Exons: 3
Biological process (GO): proteolysis
Cellular component (GO): membrane
Molecular function (GO): serine-type endopeptidase activity
Source: RefSeq, a predicted model, not a curated record
ACGAUUCGUUAAAAAAUUUUGGAAGCAAUUUCCCACACAAUAUUUUCAAGAAGGCCGAAUUUUAUCGCCUUUUCACAGCGCUAUUUUUACAUUCGAAUUUUAACCACAUUUGUGCAAAUACAUAUGUUCAGUUAACUGUCGGAUUUUUGUUAGAAUAUAUGUAUGGGACAUAUGUUGUUUUUUUAGUAUACGUGUUUACGGGCAUUUUUGGAAUAAUUUUAUCCUCCCCCUUAACGUACUGCUACUCGACCACCGAAAGCAGUAGCAGCUCCUCAGGAAUUAUUGGAAUUUUUUUUUCAGAAAUUUUAAUGAUGACAAAUUUUAAUGUGGAUAAAAUUAGCAUUAGUGUGCAUUUAUUUUGUUUCUUUCUCCUCCUCUUAUUUCUUAAAUUUUCUUUAAACACCGUCAGUAUUAAUAUAUACAGCCACUUUUUUGGUUUCCUGGGAGGCUUUUUAAUCGGCAUAAUUUUAAAGCGUAACCAACUGAAGUACUUUCUGAAAAAUAAUUUACUAAUUCAAAUAUUGUCCCUGGUCUUCCUGAUAGUAAGUUUAGCUACUGCUAUUUUUAUAUCAAC